CCGAGAACAGAGGAGCACCGGCGGCGGACACGAGCCUUUCCCAGACAUCUCUUCCAGCUUGUCGCCUUCGCGACUGUCCCGUCGGCUUUCACCGGAGCUGUCAUUGGUCAGGAAGAUGGAUCCAAAGGACAGCAAGCGGAGUGCGCCCUGCAGCCGAGUUGAUGUACACAACCCACACCUGGAUACACUGAAGGACGACAUACUUUACCACUUCAGCCUCGGAACAAAAACCCACGACCUCCCCGCCAUGUUCGGCGAUGUCAAAUUUGUGUGUUGCGGGGGCAGCCCGUGGAGGAUGAAAGCUUUCACCGAGUACAUCGCUGCUGAGCUCGCCAUGGAAGACCCCAAAUCAGAGUAUCCAAACAUCUGUGCCGGGACAGACCGUUACGCCAUGUACAAAGUUGGCCCUGUGCUCUCCGUUAGCCAUGGAAUGGGAAUCCCGUCGAUUGCCAUAAUGCUACAUGAGCUAAUCAAGCUCUUGCAUCACGCAGGUUGCACAAACGUUACCAUCAUUCGCAUUGGGACGUCAGGGGGAAUCGGACUUGAGCCUGGCUCUGUCGUUGUUACGAAGCAGUCUGUGGACGCCACUUUCCUGCCCAAGUUCGAGCAGGUGAUCCUGGGCAAGACGGUAGUGCGCAACACCGAUCUGGAUGAAACGCUGGCUGAGGAGUUGUUGGAAUGCAGCAAUGAGCUCAGCCAGUUUCACACAGUGGUUGGCAACACCAUGUGUACCCUGGACUUCUAUGAAGGGCAGGCCCGCUUGGAUGGCGCUUUCUGCUCCUACACCGAGAAAGAUAAACAGGACUACCUCAAUAAAGCCCGUGAAGCCGGAGUCUACAAUAUUGAAAUGGAAUCAUCAGCCUUUGCUGCCAUGUGUAAACUCAGUGGUUUGCGAGCCGCUGUGGUCUGUGUGACGUUACUGGAUCGCCUGAAGGGGGAUCAGCUGAGCAGCUCUCAUGACGUUCUCCACAACUACCAGCAGCGGCCUCAGAUCCUCGUUGGCUACUACAUCAAAAAGCAGCUGAAUCCCAAAGCAAAAUGUUGCUGAUCGCACUGGUCAUCACAUCAGCAUCAGGCAUUUUCUCUUCAAAACUAUGAAAUAGGAAAUAUCUGAUGAACUGCUACAUUCCUUAUUAUUCUUUGGUAGCCAUAAUUUUUUAAUAUUUCUGCAGUUGAGAACUUUUUUACAAUUAUACUCUGUUUUGUUGCUUUUCCAGUAGUUGACAGAUUUCACAGGAAGGAUAAAUGAGCACAUAUUUCAUUUUUGUUUUCUUUUGUAUUCAUCAAUUUAACUAAGUGUUAAAUGUGAUGUAGCAGCCCAUCAUAUUUCAGGUAAUCUGUGUUUUGUGUAACACAUGAGAUUUCUUGAGUCUGAGUAUUAUGCAGGUGCUGCGACAAAGUUCUCGUUACUUCACUGAAAUGGUUCUUGUUUCAUUGAUGAUUGCAAAUGACUGAUUGAAUUGUGUUUUGUUGGUCUGGUUUAUUGUAGUUAUUUAUCUUAUUUACAUUUCAGAAUGUAAACGGUAUUGUUUUUAAGUUGGGUUUUGUCCUAUUUCAACAUUUUAUUUAGAGAAUAAAACUAACUUAUUGAAACACAUUAGGUUGAGAAUGAAUUGCACUACUUGAAUAAAGAUAAUAUAUU
This is a messenger RNA of Salarias fasciatus (jewelled blenny), 1642 nucleotides long. It is a transcript of the gene upp1, whose product is annotated as uridine phosphorylase 1. Gene Ontology annotation, biological process: uridine catabolic process; nucleotide catabolic process. Bases 116 to 1048 code for a protein of 310 amino acids. Gene Ontology annotation, cellular component: cytoplasm; cytosol. The transcript has 8 exons. Gene Ontology annotation, molecular function: uridine phosphorylase activity. The record is from RefSeq and is a predicted model, not a curated record. Lineage: Eukaryota; Metazoa; Chordata; Actinopteri; Blenniiformes; Blenniidae.